GUGUUUCGACGUACUAGGUUUGCCCCGUCACCGUCAAUAUGUCAAGCCUGAAACAGACUCCUCUAACUUGCAGUGGUCAUACCAGGCCCGUUGUGUUUUUGAAUUAUAGUGAUAUCACUCCAUUUGGUUACUUUCUUAUUAGCGCAUCGAAAGAUGGGAAGCCAAUGCUGCGACAGGGAGACACAGGGGACUGGAUCGGAACCUUCGAAGGCCAUAAAGGGGCUGUCUGGGGGGCUGCUCUCACCAGAGAUGCCACGAAGGCAGCGACAGGGGCAGCUGACUUCACAGCGAAAGUAUGGGAUGCAGAAAGUGGGGAGGAAUUGAAGACUUUUCAACACAAGCACAUAGUCAAGUGUGUGGACUUCUCCAAUGAUGGGAACUACCUACUUACAGGCAGCCAGGAGAAAAUACUGCGGAUAUUUGACCUGGAAAAGCCAGAUGAAGAUCCACAGGCUUUUAGUGGACACACAGCCUUCAUCAAAAAUGCUUUGUUUAAAAAGAAUGGGAAGCAGAUUAUAAGUGCUGCAGAUGAUAAAACAGUCAGGGUAUGGGAUGUGAGCUCGGGGAAGGAAGUGCAGAAGUUGGAUUUCCCGGCCAUCCCAACUAGCCUUGAUCUCACCCAGGACGGCUCCAUCCUCAUUGUCACCCAUGGCAGCACCACAAGCUUCUGGAAUGCUGACACACUUGACAAGAUAAAGGAUUUUGAAUCUCCGACCCAGAUCACCACAGCGAGCCUCCACCCUGACAAGACCAUCUUCAUCUCUGGAGGCGAGAACUUCAUCAUGUACAAGUCAGACUUCAACACAGGAGAGGAACUUGAGGCAUUCAAGGGUCACUUCGGUUCUGUCCACUGUGUACGAUUCUCUCCCGAUGGCGAGGUGUAUGCCAGUGGUAGCGAGGAUGGAACACUACGACUCUGGCAGACAACAGUUGGCAAAACUUAUGGCCUCUGGAAAUGUGUCACCCCAGACGAGAUUGUGAACAAUACUGACUCAACUCCAACAAAGCCCGAAGCCUAGACGAUGUCGAAAUGAUCCAAAUUAGCACAAGCCCUUAAGCUAUUCACUGGUAAACAUGUCAGGCUUGCUAAAAACUUACAGAGCCAGACUUGUUACGAUUUACAUGUUAAGUACUACAUGUGUUGUGGUGUAAAAAUUCAGGCUAGCUUAUCUGAAAGUCUAAUUUAGAUGACUGCUAAACAUGUCUUGAAAACUGUGUUCUAUUUAUUGUUGACUGCCUCACCAGUUAUUGUUGACUGCCUCCCUAGUCGGGGCACUGGUGAAAUGGUGUGAUUCACGCACACAGCUGAUUUUGAGAUGUGUCAUUUUGCCUACAGUGAUGUAGAGAAUAUCUGAGAUUCACUAUACUGGAGUGCAUAAAUAAAUGUAUUAAAACUUACACAGGAUUUUUUUUAUUUUUUUUUAUAAUGAUUGAAGAAAUUGUAAUUCUUUGUGGGUGCUAUUGCUGUAACUGCUAUAUGAUUAGAUGGUCCGAUGUUAGUUACAUUGAUUUUAUGGUAUAUACAUGUUAUUACUAGGUUUAUUAUUCACGUCAACAUGUAUAUUCAAUUCUUAUUUUGUUUAAUUAUGUACAUGUAUGUGGUCAAAAUUCUUGUCAAAUUCUGGAUAGAAUAUACCUGGUACAUGUAAAUUGUGUAUUGGUGCAAUUUAUCAUGUGAAUUCUGUUUGAAUGUUGUUUGUAGAACUGUUUUGUAUUUUUCUCGAGUCUUGCCCCUGAGAUUAUACGCUUUGUCUGAUAGUUAAACCAAUUUCAUACAUGUACAUUGUACCUUAAUAUACAUGUUCAGCAUGUCCAAUUACUGAAAAAGUAAAAAUGAAUACAGUCGAAACCUGCUGGCUCUCAAAUUCGAAUUCCUUGCUGGCUUGAUCCUGAUGUCAAGGACCGACUUCUUUUUAUACUGAAGGUAAAUGCUUCCAAUUGGGUAAACUUUUUCGAGGCUCAAGGUAUUUUUGCCGGUCCCUGCGAGUUCGAGCAUAUGGGGUUUGACUGUAUAAGUAAAUUAAUGCAUAAAAAUAAUGCAUUUUGUAAAUUUUACAAUUGGACUUUUGUGUAAAAAUUGUUGCAUUAGUGCAUUUAGAAUACUGGAUAUAUGAUCAAGAAUGAAUUUCAUAUUUAAAAAAACAACAAAAAAACAUGUUCAACAGUUUAAGAAUUUUUUUUAAAUGUACGGACCAAGAAUAAAGACAUACACCAGCUUGAGUUGAAAUGGAAUAAUUUGAUUUCUCUGAAUUUUCCCAAUAAUAAAUCUUGAUGAUUUUAUUCUCAAGGAUCCCACAUAUCACAUUGCUUCAGAUUUUCUAUACGAUGGCUUGAUGACAGGAGCUCGUAAUAGUCAUAAUAAAUCAGUUGAACUAGCCAAAAUUAUAUUUUACAUAUACUUGAACAUGUCUUAAAUGUAAAAUGAGAUUUGAUAAAAUUCAAAUGUACCCAAUCGGUUCAUCGGUACUUAUGGCAUUGCAUUAUAUUUAUGAUAAACAUGUUCAAGUAUGUGUAAAAUAUCGGCCGUUGUCGUCAAGCCAUUGUGAUUUUCUACACUUGUAAUAUAAAUAAAUAACUCUGUGGCGGUGUUUUUUUCCUGCUUUUUAUGAAUACAGCCUGGCCCUUUGAAUUGAGAAAAUAGUGAUACUAAUUAAUGAAAAGUUCCAUUUAUGAACAAAUAAUUUUAAUGAUGAUUGCUUAAAAUGUGUGCUUUAAUUGCUUACUGAACUUCUAUCGUAAAAUAUAGCUGAAAGAAGAAAUUUACAGCAGACCAAGAGUGAAAUGAUUGAGUAAAUGGAUUGGUUUUGUGAAUUUUUCUACUACUUUCAUGAAAAAGUACUGGUAGACAUUUUGGGAUAAUGAAUGGGGCCUGAUUUCAGCCCCAUCAUCAGUAGAGAAAAAAACACUGUAUGUACAAGUUUUUGCUUAAGAAAAGGAAAGGAUAAUUUGUUUUGUGUUGUAUUCCAUCGAGUCAAUAUGUGAUAACAUGAAAUAAAGCUAACAAAAGUUA
Messenger RNA from Mya arenaria, 3010 nucleotides. Its product is annotated as serine-threonine kinase receptor-associated protein-like. Gene Ontology annotation, biological process: spliceosomal snRNP assembly. The transcript has 7 exons. Gene Ontology annotation, molecular function: protein binding; RNA binding. The record is from RefSeq and is a predicted model, not a curated record. Gene Ontology annotation, cellular component: SMN complex. NCBI's taxonomy places the organism in Eukaryota, Metazoa, Mollusca, Bivalvia, Myida, Myidae. The coding region runs from base 39 to 1019 and encodes 326 amino acids.